AUGAGUAAGCAUCUUGCCCGUGACAGUUCCGUGUGGAAUAGGCUUAUAUAUGGCCUGUCCCGGGUCCCACUCAAUGUGGACCACGAACAAUCGAUUUCGGAGAAAGAGGUGGAAAGGAACAGGAAGAAGCCAAUGAAUUUCAGGCUUGUCAUUUUCUAUGCCUGGAUGGCAAUAACAACGGUUUUUGCGUUGUACGAGGUGCUGAAGUUUUCUCUUCCAUCCAACCUCAACCCAAGCCUCGUAUCAGGUGCCAAUGACAUAUCAAAGCCGAAGGUCGGCCUUAGUUCUAAGGCUGGCGUUUUGUUUGCCAACAAGGAACCUUCAAAUGAGAUAAUUGAGGUCUCCUAUCCCUUCGUUCCUAGCGAGAGAUAUGGGCAGUCAUUGCACACCCAGCUCUUGGUGAAUGACACUUUCGACCUGUGGGGACACCCACUGUUUGCUCAAUACUCUCCGCCAGAUGUCGAGUUCAAUAGAGUGGUUUUGACAUUACAUGUCAACAUCACUGGCAUUCAGUAUGACAGAUUGGGUCAUCUCUUUGUUGGCGGCGCAGAAGUGUGGAGAACCAGUACCAUUGAACCAGGCGGAUCGCUUGUCUUCUCUGUUUUCAGCAAGGAUGUAUCGAAGUACCUUGCUCUUUUCAAGGAAGAGAGCGAUGUCUUAUUCCAAUUGGAUAAUGUUGUCACUGACCGCUACACUGGCAAGCCUCACGUCGAAUUGUAUGCUGAUUACUACUAUGACGCAACCGCCGCCUCAGAUGCAGAGUUCGGCCAGGUGCUUGUGAACGCUGCUUCCUCUGAUCCCAGAUACCGAUAUUUCGAUAUCAGAAAGCCUGCCGAUAAGGUAUAUCCAUUGAUAAAAGAGAAAGAUCCCAAGACACCGCCUAUCACGACGAUUUCCGGGGAGGAACGCCUCACCAUCCAAUUACCCCAGGUUUCGAAAAACACAACUAGGUUGCAGUUGGAUAUCUUUGCCAGUGGAAAUGGAGACGAGGAGUUCUGGUACACCAACGUGUUGGACAAGUACAAGGACGUUUUCGGAUCUGAUAGCGGCUUGUUAGGACAUGGUCCCUUGCGUAUCGUUAACGUAUUCUUUGAUGGCGAGAAGAUCGCCUCGCAAACUCAGCAGCCAUUCAUUUUCACAGGUGGUAUUUCGCCUUCUUUCUGGUCACCUAUCGUUGCAAUCAACGCUUUUGGCCUUCCCAGCAUCAAUGUUGAUGUCUCUGGAUUGUUGCCGUUAUUAUGGGAAGGAGGCAACCAUACUAUAUCUUUUGACGUUAGCAAUGGGCUCGAUGAGGUUGACGGAGGUCACUCUGGUGUUGGCAACGGCUGGAUUACUGGUGUCAACUUGUUGACCUACGAAAACAAGGAUGUGGUUCAAGCAACGGGCCAGAUUUUGCACAUCGGUAACAGAACAAGAGGAAACCUGAUCUCUUUCGGACGCAAGACCUUUUUGCUGCAAAUCGUAAACGGUAUUUUGGAGAGUCAAUUGACCAGUGAACUCACAUUACAGCUUGCCAACGGUCAAGAGUUGAGUACGGUGGCCAGUCUGUUCAGCAAAGGAGAGAUUUCAAACGUUCAGCAAUAUCUCAACCUGGGUAACAAGCAAAGCGUUGUCCACACUGGCCAUAAUGCUAAGUCGUUCAUUCUUCUGAACAAGUAUGACCUUGAGGACAGAAUUCAUCAAACCAAUGUCUCUUUGAGUUAUCCAUUGGUGUUAGACUCCAAUCAGAAUGGUACUGCCAAUGCUACUGACUUGGACGUUUCUAUCGUUUAUUCUCUCGCUACGACCUUGGAUAUCGAUGACCACAGAGUCAUGGCGAGUGCCAUUGGACAAAAUGCAACUUCGGUAUUUCACUUGAGACCGGAUGGUAAUUAUGGGGACGCAAAAAUGACUACUAGAUAUAGCAUUCAGGUGAGUGGACCUACCAAAGAUUUCACUUAUAAGCGGAGAGUUGACGCUGAUCAUGGAAAGAUCACCUAUGAUCAAGAGAAUUAUGAGGAGAACACUAGCGAUUGGUCUGAGAUCGAUCAGCUUAUCGAAGAGUUGGCCAGCAUCAAUGGAACUGACCAUGGUCCGCUCCCCGAGCUUCCAACUGUAUGGUAA
This is a messenger RNA of Candidozyma duobushaemuli, 2103 nucleotides long. RefSeq names its product Png2p (gene PNG2). Lineage: Eukaryota; Fungi; Ascomycota; Pichiomycetes; Serinales; Metschnikowiaceae. The transcript has a single exon. The record is from RefSeq and is a predicted model, not a curated record. The coding region runs from base 1 to 2103 and encodes 700 amino acids.